AUGGUACGUUUCCCCCCACACCAGCUGGUUAAUAAAUUUAAAAAAAUAAAAAAAUUGAAAACAGCGUGGCCCUCUCUAAACCAAUCCGCUACGGGGCGGCAGUCACGUGGCUGGCGUAGUCACAUGACAAGCAGAAUGGCAGCCUCUCUGGAUACCGUGAAAGUAGAGUUUCCGUGGAGUAAACAACGAGUCCACGAACUUAUCGGGCUGUACGAAGAAGAGGAGGUACUCUGGAAUGUCAAAUGCAAGGAUUAUCACAACAAGAACCAGCGACAAGCCGCCCUGGAGCGGCUGGGUGUCAAACUCAACGUGCCUGUGAAUGAAGUAAAUAAGAAGCUGAUGAAUCUGAGGACCUACUACAGUAAAGAGCUGGCCAAGGUGAAGAAGUCGAGGCUGAUGGCAGGGGACAGCAGGGAAGUGUACCAAUCGCAGUGGCCCUUCUUCGAUCACAUGAACCUCUUCCUCAGCGCACAGGUCGUGCCCAGGAAGGCCACCAUCUCUGAGCUGGCUGAAGAGAAUGGGGAUGCUGGUGAUGACAAGGGUAGUAAGCCCUACAGAGAAGACUCCAACCUGGGGGCCAGCUCUGUGAUGAGCAGCAAACGGAAAGCUCCCAAUCACCUGGGCGCCCACAAGAAGUUUCGAGAGGGCCUGCUGCUCCAGGAGGCUGUCCAGGCGUACAAGGCAGCCUCCCUGCCCAACACCCCUCUCCCUGCCCCGCGCUUCGAUGAUGAGGAAGACAUUUUUGGGAAGCACGUGGCCAACGAGCUGCGGCUCGUCAGCAACCUGAGGGCCAAGCAGUUCGCUAAGCUGCAGAUCCAGAACAUCCUCUUCGAAGCGCAGUUCGGCUACUCCCAGCCGCCCCACUUCGUGUCGAGCUUCGAGUCCCCCGAGGGUCCCUCUGACACGGAGAGUGCCCCCGAUCUCGCCCGAAAAUGCCUCUUGUCCCAGAAGGAGAAGAAUCUGUCCCGCCUGUGCAGGGAUAAAGACCCUACAGAUUGAUACUUCACCUGUGUGAAGGUUUUUAAAAAGCAACACUGAAGGAACCGUCCUACCUCAAGUGUAAGAGCUGGCGACGAUGAGCGUUCAGUUUAGCAGGUUAUUAUGAGAAGCCUUUGGCUGCAUUCACACUGGGUCUGUUUCGUUUGAAACAAUGCAUCAGUGUGCUCGCUGCUCACAUUUAUCUGCGAGCAAAGGGACCAAGUUCGUUUAGAUGGGAGAUAAAGUUAGUUUGUUUGGUCCUUUUCCAACUUUUUUCAGGACCAAGUUUGUUUGUGUUCACAACGCAGUUUGCAAGUGCACUCGGUUCAUUUAUAUGGUCUGUGAACUGGAUGUUUACAAUAUCCUGCAAGGUAUCUUGAAAGAUGGCAGCUAUUGAUGUAGUUAUUAUUAUUAUUAUUAUUUAUUUCUUAGCAGACGCCCUUAUCCAGGGCGACUUACAAUUGUUACAAGAUAUCACAUUAUACAUUAUUUCACAUUAUACAGAUAUCACAUUAUUUUUACAUACAAUUACCCAUUUAUACAGUUGGGUUUUUACUGGAGCAAUCUAGGUAAAGUACCUUGCUCAAGGGUACAACAGCAGUGUCCCCCACUGGGGAUUGAACCCACGACCCUCCAGUCAAGAGUCCAGAGCCCUAACCACUACUCCACACUGCUGUGGAGUAGUGCUCUGUUUUUUUAAUAACUUGUUUUAGAUUAUUACAUGUUGCUGUGGAAGAAAGCACUGGGGGAGCACUUUUUAAUUCAUUUAAUGAAUACAUUUUUUGAAUGCCUUUAGUGCAGUAUUCAGUUACACAAUACUGCACGAUUGUUCUACUGUAGGCAUUAAACAAAGUCAUUUGUUUAAUUUUUGUGAGCUUUGUCCCAUCUUUGAUUUUGGGGUCUAACCAAAUUUUUAUUGGAGCUUCAGUUCCUCGCACUGUUCAUGUAGUUUAGGGUUACCACAUUUCCAGAGUGAAAAACUACAGGGACGUCUUUUUAAAUUUCCUGACAUCGUUAAAAUAACAAUAUAUGAUAAGACAAUCAUGAUUUAAAAAUUAAACAUCGGGUGUAUCUACUGCAGAUCAUAACAACUCCUUGUUUUCAUUGUCAUCUAAUCAAAACAUGUUAAAUGUACAAAAAUCCAGAUUAGAAGAAAAUAGAUUUUGCUAUUGCCGGUUAAACGUGUGAUCUACACAUAAUCAUAAGAUUGUUUUGUUUUAUUUGAAUGGCGCUAACACAACCUAAUACAUGUGCUGUUAACUUGCUGAGCACACUGGUGCAGUUUGGUACUUUUAAUACAAAUGUGAAUACAAUAACAAAACUGGGACAAGCUAACAAUUUUACUUUUUCAGACCAGGACAAAAAAUUAUCACCGAAAACAGGGACGAUCUGGUAACCCUAAUGUAGUUCCCCUGAGACAUUUCAAUUUUUGCUCUACUUGUUUCCUCAGAAUAUUAACUAAACUGCGCGCAAAAUGUUUAUUUCUGAUUUAAGGUUACCUUGUAUAGUUAGUUUCCUAUGUGCAAAAGGACUGAGUCCAGCAGUUAUUCACAUAAGAGAUUUAGCAACGGAACCAGACUUGUUUGCCAAACGGACCGAGACCACCUCUUUAGGUGGACUUGGCAUGGUUCGUUUCCCCAAGCAGACUUUGUUGUUCACACUUCACGCCAAACGUACCGAACCGUACCUAUUGUGGACCAAACCCCCUAAACGGACCCAGUGUGAACACAGCCUUUUUUUAAUCUAGACUUGCUGCGCAUUGUCAUGCUAAAAGGGAGCGGCUUAUCAGUACAACUUUGAUGGCAUGACUCUACAUCCGGUUGCUGUAGUCUGUGCUUCUAGCUUGUUUAAGUCCUUUGACCCUACUGGAGUUUAAAACUACGUUGAAUAUUGAUUCUUUGAGGAUGAGUUUGAAUACGUAAUCAGAACGUGUGACCCCCCCCCCCCCCCCUUCCUCCUCAAAUGAAAAGCAAAAGCUAGGUUAUACUUGGUCUGGUAUUUAUUAAGUGCACAAUAUUAUUUCCUGUAAAUCUGAAUUCAUAUAGCUCAUUAUUCCUCAUUAUUGCCCAAAUUGCUCCUGUUUUUGUUCAUCGUUACUUUAAAAUGUUUCCAAAAACAAACAUGAAACACACUGCAUACAGGUCACAGAAGUCUAAAUGUGUCUUUAUUCCAAUGAUUCCAUGCGUUUUUGCGUUCGCGUAUGUACAGUGCUGUUGGCUAGAUCUUAUUUUGUAUUAAAAACCCAUUGAAAAUG
Messenger RNA from Acipenser ruthenus (sterlet), 3232 nucleotides. RefSeq lists its product as uncharacterized. NCBI's taxonomy places the organism in Eukaryota, Metazoa, Chordata, Actinopteri, Acipenseriformes, Acipenseridae. The coding region runs from base 1 to 999 and encodes 332 amino acids. The record is from RefSeq and is a predicted model, not a curated record. The transcript is spliced from 3 exons.